AUGGUUGGUACGGAAAAACCGAUAUUUAUGAUAACGAAGGGAAUUUGUAGUCAGUUUACACAACAUAUCUGUCUAAGGACACGUUCUAAACGAAAGAAAGCUGUGAUGAGCAACCAUAAUAAUCAAGGAGACAGUAGAAAUGGGUUAAAUGGAAAUUUUCAGCAGGCAGGUUCGAAGCCGAAUCCAAUUGAGGAUGUAAUGGACGCUUUUAAGAGCAUUGCUCUCACAGCAGGCUCUGGAGCGAUUCUUGCACCAAAUUGGCAAUCUACAGCACUAGUUGAAUCUGGUAAAGAACCUCAGAAAGGUCCAAGUAAUAAUAGAGAUCAAGGUACAACAGAUAGGAGUAACGGGUUGAACGAAGAAAGCAAGAACAAAGGCGUUGCCACCGAAAAUGAAGGAUGGGAUAAAAAUCGGGGCAAUUCUUUUGAUGCAAAACAGAAUAAUCAAGAAAAAGCGAAUUACUGCAAUACUUUCGGUAACUCGUACAUGGAUUUUGGAGACGUGGGUGAACCAAUUGCAGGUACUGAUGUUGGCUUAACUAGAGCGAAUAGCAAUCAACUAGAUACACAUCAUUUAAAUAAUCAUCAUUCACAACAAAAAAAUGCAUGGGACACUACUUAUGAUUUUGAAGGGAGCCAAAAUUUCGGAUGUCAAACGUACGGUUCACCAAUGUCACAAUCUUUACACGCUCAAUCUCACACAUCUCAAACUGAGUCUGAUCAUGAUCAUCAACCUGUAGUAUUAAGCACGGAUUCGAUAACCCUGAAGAUAAAUGCCUGGCACUCUAUUGCCGAUCCGCAUGCAGUAGAAAGAAAUGAUGGUAUUGGCACCGGACAACUGCAUCGCAGGGGAAGAAAUUACAAACCUGUUGAUGAGGCGACCGUAUUAGCGAUACAGCAGAAAGGGAAAAGUUCUGCCAAGAAACCCAAAAAACAGUUUGAAGACAAUUCCACGUUCUCCUCUUCUUCAAACACCAAGCCCAUACAAAAGAGUUUAAGUAGAUCAAAACCAUUACCGAAACCCGGUCCUCAUAAACUUCCUAAUAAUCCUUUUACUACCAACACAUCCACAUCAUCUUUAUCAUCUACAUCUCCUGCGUCAUCUGCACCACACAAGCCAUACACAGUUAAACAGGAAGCACGAACUACUCAACAACCACAGUCGACACGAGCACCUUCUCAAGCACCUGGUCAAGAAAGAUGGAAUUCUCCAAAUUUAGCUACCACUCCUUUCUGGGAAAUACCUCAAAAUAAUAUUUCACAAUCUGCUGCUAAGUCAACACAUUAUCAACAGUCACAAUCUUAUCGUCAUCCAUCGCCUGCUCGCUCACCGCGACCGUCAAAAUACUCACAGGAUUUUUUACCAUAUAUCCCACCAGAGUUCGAUUCAACCCCGUAUCGAAAGCAAUCAUCUCCUUCACCUGCUCGUGGUUAUUCGCCCGUUCGUGGUCACUCACCUGCUCGUAGUUAUUCAAAUGGUUACAUAGAUGAACCGCCCGAAUACGAGCGAGAGAGUAAUGAUGAUCAAGAAGAUUAUGAGCAAAAUAGCGAUGUCGAUGACGAACAUAACGUAUAUUAUGAAGAGGAUGAAAGUUUUUCUGAAAAAGAGGGAUAUGAGUCGGCAUCUGUAUUAUUCGAUGAUGAGCCUAUUUCACGUCCUCUUCCACCUCCUCUUGUUCCAACUCCAUUAUCGCCAAAACGUCUUGAUCUGUAUGAUCGAGGUUAUCAUCUUCUCACUAUUAAUGUAGAACUUUCAGAGUCAGAGCCUCCUCAAGCCAUUGUUGUUCACGUGAAUGAUGAUCCUGCGGUUUUAGCUAAAGAAUUCUGUGACAAGUGGCAAGUUACUAAUGAUGUUGUAGAACCUGCAUUAAUCCAAUUAAUUAGAGAAGAAAAGGAAAAACGUAUUGGAUGA
This is a messenger RNA of Dentiscutata erythropus, 1911 nucleotides long. NCBI's taxonomy places the organism in Eukaryota, Fungi, Glomeromycota, Glomeromycetes, Diversisporales, Gigasporaceae. The record is from the annotation of a GenBank genome assembly.